UAACCACCACAAACGCCCACCUCUAACGCCCACCUCAUGCUCUAGUCACCACUUCUCCACCAGGUGCAAUCACCUCCGAAUCUGAUCCGCCUAAAUCCAGGAAAUUUCCACCAACAACCCGAAGAUGAUAACCUCCGGGCUCACCAACGCCCCCAUCUCCAAAUCCUUCCUCAUCUACACCAUCGCCUCCUCGGUGGCCCUCGCCAUCUUCGACCUGAAGCACCUGACCCAUAUCCAGGUCGUGCCGCACAUCUGGCAAUAUGGACAGUUCUGGCGCAUGCUAGUGUGGCAGGAAGCCGGGUUCGCCAAUUCCACCGAGGCGCUGUUCGCCGCAAUGCUAGUGUAUCAUCUACGGGUUGUAGAGCGCGCGUGGGGAACGAGGAAAUUCGCCACAUUCCUCUUAACAACACUCCCCUACACGACCCUCCUCCCACCCCUCCUCCUCAUCCUCGUCGUCCGACCCCUCACCCUAGGAAAACUGAACUACCUCCCCUCCGGGCCCGUGGCCACUCUCUUCGCCCUAUUGGCGCAAUACCACGCCUCCAUCCCCCAUACCUUCCGCUACCGGAUUUCUACAUCCUCCGCUUCUCCGUCGUCGUCUACGAAAGACCAGCCCCAACAGACGGGUAAAUUCCUGACCCUCUCGCUAUCGGAUAAAUCGACCACGUAUCUGGUCGCUGCGCAGCUGGCUCUGUCUCAGUUCCCGGCUAUGGUGCUUCCCGCUGCCGUGGGAUGGCUGGUUGGGGUGGCCUGGCGGAUGGAGUUCUUGCCUGGGUCUGGACGGUGGAGGGUUCCGGCGUGGGUGGUGGGGGAGAAGGAGAGGAGAGUUGUUGCUGGAGCUGGGAGUGGAGAAAGUGGUCGAUAUGAGGAUCUGAGGAGGAGACUGGAAGGGGAGGCGAUGGCUGCGUCGGCGUCGGCGAGCUCGUCGGCUGCGGGUGCGUCAGGAGAGGGAUUGGGACAGCGAAGGAGGAAUGGAGGGGCUUAGAUAUGUUCCUUGGUUACUUGUAGGUAACUAAGGGAGAUGAAAAUUUCAUUCGUGUUUUCUAGAGGGGAGUAGGCGUCAUAGAUUUUAAGGCGUUCAAAGGCAUAUUUGGGAGAAGGUAUUUGUUAUGGCCCCAUAUGCUAGUAGUAUACGAC
Messenger RNA from Aspergillus ibericus CBS 121593, 1137 nucleotides. RefSeq names its product protein dscB (gene dscB). The transcript has 2 exons. Gene Ontology annotation, molecular function: serine-type endopeptidase activity. The record is from RefSeq and is a predicted model, not a curated record. Bases 125 to 985 code for a protein of 286 amino acids. NCBI's taxonomy places the organism in Eukaryota, Fungi, Ascomycota, Eurotiomycetes, Eurotiales, Aspergillaceae.